Hirsutella rhossiliensis is the source of this 1560-nucleotide messenger RNA. Its product is annotated as major facilitator superfamily domain-containing protein. The transcript has 8 exons. Bases 1 to 1560 code for a protein of 519 amino acids. Gene Ontology annotation, molecular function: transmembrane transporter activity. Gene Ontology annotation, biological process: transmembrane transport. Lineage: Eukaryota; Fungi; Ascomycota; Sordariomycetes; Hypocreales; Ophiocordycipitaceae. The record is from RefSeq and is a predicted model, not a curated record.
AUGGAUGAACCCGGCCGGAGGAAACCUCCAGAUGACGGCCCAGACCAUCCCCCGGGGACUGUCGAGUUGCUAUCCCGUCGCAAGUAUAUUCAAGAUGGACAACUGGUUUUGAUCCCAGAGCCUUCUGAUGAUCCGGAUGAUCCCUUGCUAUGGCCCAAGUGGCGCAAGGCCUGGAACUUUGCUUUGCUCGUUGCCAUGACGCUGCUUAUAUUCACCGGGCUGUCCACCCAAUCGAUUUUCAUCUCUCAGCUACGGAAAGAUCUACAGGCGACAAACGAAGAUCUCAUCAAUUCGAGGGCAGUCGAGCAUACUGGGGAGGCCCUAGGGUGCAUCCUGUUCAUCCCUUUUGCUACAAAGUAUGGUAGACGCUCGGUAUAUAUCGUCUCGAUUGCCGUCUAUGUGGUGGCGGCUUGGUGGUUUGCCAACAUGACCACGACGCAGGAGCUCUACAUAACCAACGCCCUCAAGGGCUUUGCCGCCGCAAUCAACGAGACAGCCGUUCAGAUGAGCAUUCGCGACAUGUUCUUCCUCCACCGGAGGGGUUCUGCCAAUGCCCUUUAUCACUUCGCCCUCUCGACGGCGUUUUCCCUCAUUCCCAUGGCUGCUGGCGCGCAAGCGACGAACUUCGGAUGGCGGGCAUCCGCAACGACGCAAGCCGCGACCAUGACGGUCCUUUUCGUCUUCUUCAUCUUCUCAUUCGAGGAAACAAAAUUCGUUCGCGAGACUGGGAAAAAAAUCUCGGAUGAUUCCGAGAAGGAUAACAAUAGCACCGUUGGCCUCGUACUCGAUUCGGACCGUGCCUUGCCUCGAAAACCAUUCCCACACUACCUCAGACUCCAAUUUCUUACCACUACCGACGAAUCGCUCUGGAAGAUAUUUUACUACCCUAUACACUCUUGGUGGCUGCCUCACAUUGUCUUUACUUCUCUCGUUUUUGGGACCGGCUUGAUGUGGAUUACCAUCCAAGGAUCGUUGAAAAGCAUCGUGUUUUCCGCCCCUCCAUACAACUUCAACCCGCAGCAGCUUGGGUACCUGUUUGUGGCGUCAUUUGUUGGCUCUUUAUUUGGCAACCUAUACGGCGGAUACUUCGUUGAUUGGAUCGUCGUGUGGUUAACAAAAAGGAACGGAGGCUUAUACGAGCCAGAAAUGCGCUUAUACCCGCUUCCUUUACCGGCCCUUGGGAUGUCGGCCGGUUUGGUCGUUUUCGGCGUUACAGCUGAUCGCGGCCUGCAUUGGAUUUUCCCCAGUAUCGGAAGUGCCUUGAUGUCAUUCGGCUUUGGCGGCAUGGCAAGCAUAUCCUUUACCCUCGUGGUAGAUGCCUAUCCCAACAUUAUUGCCCAAGGAUUUGUGGUCGUCGCCUUUUUCCGAAACGUGCUCGGCGUGAUCGGCCCUGCUGCCACCAACCCCUGGGUCAAGGGAAUGGGCCUCAGCGGCUUGUUCAUUACCGCCGCGUUUAUAAAUUUGGCAAUUAAUCUUUUGGGCGUGCCUCUUUUGAUAUGGGGAAAGAGGCUGAGGACCAAGACUGCGAGUCGGUAUUAUCGCUUGUCAAAGCAGAGCUAG